UUGUUUUUCUGUCUCGAAACGAUGCAUGUUUUUAUAGGAAGUUAAAAUAAACAGAUAAACGCGGCAGAGAGCUUCGUUAUGAGGAAGGACGCGUCAACAAGCGCCUGUCAAAGUGUCGCUCGCUUGGCUGACGCGCCCUGGCAACGGCGGUAAUCCGAGAGCUCUGGCCGGUUGCCAUGGUGUUGCAGAACCCCCACACCGCCAUAUAAGGUCACCAGGAACCCUGUCCCUCCUCCUCCUCCUCCUCCAUGGUAACAGCAGCAGCCCUUUAGAUUUCUAUCUGCGUGAUAAACAACCAUCGGGGCUGCAACGAGCUUCAGCGCCUGCUUCCCCCCUCCCUCUCUCUCUCUCUCGCUCUUUCGCUCUCUCUCUUUUUGGAUCACCGUCAUCGAGUGUUCCAAACGCCGCAGGCCGCAUCAAACUAACAAACAAGAUGCGACUCUACUCUUUGUUUGCUGAAGGAGCUGAAAAACAGAGGCAGGGGGACGCUUGUGUUCGCGUGCGUAAAACAGGGGUCUCUCCACGUUGUGCCUUUUACGCACGGUGCUGUGAGCGUGUGCGCAGUGCGUUUGAGGACAUUAAAAUCGUAGCCGGUGUCAGAGGCCUGUUUGUCUUGAUCUCCUUCUCUCAGCUCCGGCUGCCAAGAGCGCGCAUUCCUCCAUUUGCAGGUCACGAGGCAGCUCCCCCACCCUCUCUCUUUCUCUCUCUCUUUAAUCCUUCAUUCCUCAAGUAUGCCUGUGUUUUUGUUUUUUACUUUUUAGCUCUUACACAAUGGGGACCAACUUGUGAUGGUUAUGUUUGCGUUACAAAGGUGAAUGUUUAAUACUAGUUGAGGCUUUUCUCUUCGACUUUGCUAAUAUGGUUAUUUUUAGGCCCUGGUUUUAAAAAAAAAAGGAAAAACUCCUCCCCGGUGGGUUGCGCCAUUCAGUUUUGCGCGCUGCUGACAGACUGGAAUAUUCCACACAGAGGAUUGGCCUCUCUCGUUCAGGACAGCUGUCUCUCUGCAUGCAUGGCGAAUAACUAUUUUUUGACAAUUGUUCUUUGUUCAUGAAUUGACAAUGGGUGCUUUUACAUGUUUGGAUAUUUUGCACAGGACAAUUUUAUAAUCCUUUUUUUUUUAAAUAGUUAUUCAGGUUGACAGUUUCACCUUAUGAGUCAAACAAGCACUUUUCUAUUAUUAUUAUUAUUGUACAGGGAUUUUUUUAAAGCAUGUGCUACACAAUACUUUAUUGUAAAAGCAUAUGGGACACGGUGUGUGGCUGUUUCUCUGGAUUCAGGCAGACAAUGCACCUCCUCUCUGUCUUUCUUUGUAUGAGCAGCCUUUUAUUCUGACGGAUUGUUCACUGAAUCCAACCAGGUAUCCUCUGCGCUUUGUGUUUUUUGAUUAUUCAUGGCCACACUUGCUUAUUCAAGGAUUUAUCCAUGCAGAUUGCUGGUACUGUAUUUGUUUUAUUUACAACAUCAACCUUUCUUCUUUCUAGCUCUUACAUAUUUGCAUGUUUGUGUAUUGGUAGUGUAAUAUUCCACAGUAUGGUUUGUGCUUUAGUCUCUUUUUGCCUGGCAAUACUCUCACCUGUCUGUGAUUUUGAGGUGUUUAAAUAAAUAGAAUAUACACCCAUUUUAUGGUUUGUUGUUGUGGAAACUGAAGCAGAUUGUUUUUUUUUUAAAUCUUUUUGAUGAAUUUACACUGACACUUUAAGCUUCAAACGAUAUAAGGCCUGGAUUUAACACAGUAUUUUCCACCAGUCAUGACAUUGAAAGCACACCACACUAAAACCCACAGACAUGGCUGUAGGAGAUCUGCAUGUGUUUUAAAUACUUGGAAGACUAUGUGUCUCUUCUUAAAAUAGGCAAAGGGCAGUGUCAGCUUAUCCUCUUAAAGAGACAGCUUACUCAAAAGGGUUAGGCGCUCCAACACACCAACUAAAUACAUCCUUUCCCGGCACUGACCGCUGAAAUUUAACCUUUAGAUUUGACUUUGUAGCCUACGUAGGUUUGAAUUUUCCUCAGCGACUAGACUCUAGACACUGAAUCUAGAUUAAUCUCCAAAGCAUUGUUGUGCUUUCUGAAUAUGCACGCUCAUUCUUUAUGAUCUGUUCUCUCCUAACACCCAUGGUAGUCAACCCACAUAUUCCCAAAUUUAAGAUUAAAAUGUAAUUUCAUUGCAUACAAUAUGUUCAGGAGAUCUCGGGGCAUCCAGGUAAUUGGAUAAGCAGUGGUAACACAAAGGCAAGAAUGAAUAAAAUCACACUGCAUGUCCUGUUGUCUUUGAUACUAUCUAACCAUAAUUAUAACAUUCAACCCUAUUUAUAGACUGAAGCUGUGUUAAAGGGAAAUCGCAUUUAAUGUCAUAUAUGUCUUAGAAGUCAUCUUGCUCUAAAGUAGCUUGUCUCCUUCAGCCUUCCAUAAAAAUAAAAAAAAAACCAGUAUAGUAGUAUGUGACAGUAUCUCUGCAUUAUCUCCAACGUAAUCACUUCAUUUUGCUCGGUGCUGCUGGAUAAGAUGCCUGAACGUCACACGCUGGGACGAGAGAAAGAGAGAGAGAGAGAGAGAGAGUAGCUUGUCCUGACGCCCAAUCUGUGAUGUCACUGGCGUGUUCAGCUGCACGGAGUGAAAGGAGAAGUACAUUUUUGCUGUAACCACGAGGAUUCAAACCAAUGACGUGAAUGGAUGCUACCAUUAUUUAUAUAUAAACUAAUAACGUGGUCAAAUGGUGUUUUCAGAGGUAUACAUUCAACAAAUCAAAAAUUGAUUAUAUACUAUAAUACACUGAUAUUUAAUGGAUUACAAUUAAAGGAUUUUUACCAUAAAGAUUCAAACAUGUAUAUAUUCAAGGGACCUGAGAGAAGUGAGGCAGCUGGUUUAUGACAGCUCAUAUUUCGUGCUUCAUCGAAGAAGAAGACGAGGGUCUGACCUGAGAGAAGUUCACAAAAGACACCAGCUCUAGCACAUCUAGUACUUGUACUCUAAAAGGUACAAGACACUCAUUCAUCCCAUUCACUGUCACCAGAGAAUCUCCAGGCCCCACAUGACUUCACAGUUAACCAUCUGAACAUACUUGCCGUGAAUACGUCAACAAUACUCGCUGACUUAUCUCCAGCCUAAGAGGAACAUUUUCAGCGUUAUCGCUCAUGCACACUUCUGUGGACGGAGGCAGUACUUCACAUCAAGCCCCCACCCUUUCAAAUGAAAGAGGAAAGCACAGGCAAUAGAGGAAGUAGGUGCAGCCACACUCAGAUGCUGCUGCAUUAUUCAUACCCCAGAGAUGCUGCCUCAUUGAGCAGCGCGGCCACGGGACAGGGGAGAAGUGUGUAGUGGGGGGGGGGGUUGACUGGAGACAGCCUCGAUGUGACAGGAACAGGAAGUGGUGAGGAGGCCGAGCUGUACCUGGUAAACCAUGAGGCUCGUCUGUUCCUCUCUCAUGACACAAGCCUGCAAACCAUCUCAGCCUUUCCAAAUAAAGAUUCACCAUGUGUUUAAGCUGAAUUUGGAGGGAGCGUCUUCAUCCCUGUCCUGACUGGCACCUGUGUGACUGGUGCUGGAGGUCGACAUGACACAGAACAGUGCUGGGACUGGGAAUGGCACCACAAAGAAGGGAGAUGAACUCAAAAUUGUGAUUGUUGGAGAUGGAGGCUGCGGGAAAACAUCUCUUCUGCUCGUUUAUGCUCGAGGAAACUUUCCAGAGAAAUAUGCUCCAUCAGUGUUUGAAAAAUAUGUCAGCACUAUCUCUCUCGGAGGAAAAGAGAUACAGCUCAACCUGUAUGACACAGCCGGACAGGAAGACUAUGACAGACUGAGACCACUCUCUUAUCAAGAGGCCGACCUGAUCCUGAUCUGCUUCGACGUGACCAACCCCACCAGCUUUGAGAAUGUCCUGAUAAAGUGGUUCCCUGAGGUGAAGCAUUUCUGUCAGGACAUACCGGUCAUCCUGAUUGGCUGCAAGACCGACCUCCGGAAGGACAAGGAGUGUUCGAGGAAGCUGAUGGCCUCGAAUCUGUCUCCCAUCACAUACUCGCAGGGUGAGGAGAUCCGGCAGCAGAUGAACGCAGAGCUCUACCUCGAGUGCUCAGCGAAGUAUCAGGAGCACGUAGAGGACAUUUUCAGAGAGGCCGCCAAAAAGGCUCUGGCCUACUGUCGGAAAAAAAAGAAGUGUAGGAGGAAGAAGACAUGUGUGGUUUUGUGAAGUGGAAGGGACGGAGCCUCGAGGGCCCCAUUCUGCAGACGAGGCCCCACAGGUGACGACUUCACAAAGACACCAAGAGAUGGUUCUGUUCCUGCAAGUUGAGGCACCACUGAGUCAUGAGCUCGUCUCCUUUUACCAAAAGUGAUGCAACAGGAAAGACGAUUUUGCAAGAAAUGGCCGGGUGGAGAUGCGUGCAAGUGUUACAUAACUUGAAAUGACUCUGGUCAAUGUAUUUUACUAUUUUUUUUUACUUCUUUUAUACAGAUAUUAUAUUUUAGUAAUUUUCCAAAGAAAAAGCAUUGUACGGCUUGUUUUAUUGAGUGUAUUUAUUGGAGAAAUUUGCAGUCAGCUCUUAUGGAGGUUUUUACUAGGAUCAUUUAAAUGUCUGCCCCGUUUAAAUGUGGUUCGGUAGAAAACAAGCACCCUUAUAAAAUAGUUUUUGAAAUAUAAUUAAUGAUAAUGGUUCUGUAGCUUUAAAUCUUGAGAAGAAAAAAGGAGGGUUAGUUCAUUUUCAGUCAAAUAAACAUUGGGCUCGAAUGUUUUCGCUCCAUCAACUGAAGCUCUAAUCUUUGCCAACAGUGCCCACCAGUGUUAAAAACCUGGAAUGCAGAGUCGACUACAAAUGCAACAUUCAAAUAAAUAAGUUGCCUCAGGUUUGAGUGAACAAGAAACAGAAAUUGCAAUUACGUGUUUAAUUUUAAAUAUUUCUUUACAAGAAUGUACACAGAGAAAUUGUCAACUGUCUCUCGUCACUGAUCGUACUCAGGCACCAGUUACAGAUUCAAGAAGAUUGAUGAAAACAUUUGUUUAACAUCGGCUACAUCAUAAAAACAAGGAAGUAUUUCACUGUGUUGUGCAUCCUGGCAGCUCAUGUAACAUUUUAGUCUGUAACUCGUCAAUCAUCAAUAAAAGUGAUGUGUAAAUACUA
Molecule: messenger RNA, 5111 nt
Organism: Hippoglossus stenolepis (Pacific halibut)
Lineage: Eukaryota; Metazoa; Chordata; Actinopteri; Pleuronectiformes; Pleuronectidae
Gene: rhof
Product: ras homolog family member F
Exons: 5
Coding region: 3551-4183 (210 amino acids)
Biological process (GO): cell migration; small GTPase-mediated signal transduction
Molecular function (GO): GTPase activity; GTP binding
Source: RefSeq, a predicted model, not a curated record